AUCCAUUAUAUCAUCAUUAAUUAAUAAGCAAGUAUUGUAACAUUAUCCCCACAAAUAUCCAUUAUAGUGUCUUCAUCAAUUCGAUGUAAACUUCUUUUGUUCAACUCAACGUCAAUAUUUAUGUAAUUAGACUUACAUGUUUUGAUGUUUUCUCAUAGACAUAAUUAACUACUAAUUAAUACCAUCAUUAACUCCUAUUAGCUUCAUGAUGCUACCACAAAUACAUACAAAAGUACAAACCCCCACCAAAUUGAUUAAUUAAACAAUUUCAAGGAGUCAAUUGAAAUCUUCCCCCAAGACAUUUGGAAUCUCCCGCACAAGAACAUGGGUCCCACUCAGCUUUCCUCGAGAGAUUUCUAAAUUGAAAAAGAAAAACCAAGAACACAUAUCAAACAAAGCUACAUUGGAUUAUCAACUGCCAUUUCUGUGGCUUUCACGUUAAGCCUUGAAAUACGCGUGAAAAACAGAGGCCGGUUUCUCCUUUUCCCCCAUUUUCUUUUUGUUUCCCAGGAAAAUUGAAGCUCAAGCGAGGAACUUUUCCUCUAUUUCAUUCAUUUCCCAGAUAAGUUAUCUUCUCAAAGAUCCUUCCUUUUCCUUCCGGUUCACGCAAUUCGCUGCAGUAGAUUGUUUCCAUCUUUGCUUUUGCUUUCUCUGAAACCCCCAUUUCAGAAGCGAAUUCCUUCAUUUCCUCUGUUUCUCCGAAUUGGGAUUUGUUAAUUUCGUUCGCACAAGCGACCAACAAAUCCUGGUUUGGAGAGGAAGGAACCCUUUUGAGAUUUGAAGGGAAAAGUUGAGAUUUUGGGAGUUGGGUGGUGGAGAAAUUGUGUUAAGUUGGGUGGCUUUUUGACCCGUACGGGAAACCUAGGUUCUUGAAUUCAUUCAUGAUAUGUUUCUGUAGUAGUAGUAUUACUAAGCUCCGAAGUUCUGGAUACUAUAAAGUUCUAUCUAUCCAUUAGUGUGGGAUUCUGGUCUCUAGCACUGUGGAUAACCUUGAUUGCAAUGAGAAAGCAACAACAGCAGAAGCAGCAGCAGCAGCAGCAACAGAACGGCAAAGCAAGAGGAAUCAGUAGCCCUAAGUCCCCCACAGUGGACAAAGAUGAAGAAGUCUUCAUUUCCCUCUCCCAUGAGCUCAAAAAUGAAGGCAACAAGCUCUUCCAGAGGAGAGACCACGAUGGAGCUCUUCAGAAGUACGAGAAGGCCAUCAAACUGCUUCCGAAAACCCACAUCGAUGUAUCUCACCUGAGGAGCAACAUGGCAGCCUGCUACAUGCAGAUGGGGGUAAGCCAGUACCCUAGAGCGAUAGACGAGUGUAACCUGGCUUUGGAGGUCACACCGAAGUAUGGCAAGGCGUUGCUCAAGAGGGCGAGGUGCUACGAGGCAUUGAAUCGCCUCGACUUGGCCUUGAGAGAUGUUGGGACAGUGUUGAAGAUGGAGCCUGCAAAUGUGAUGGCGUUCGAGGUUUGGGAGAGGGUGAAGAAGUCGUUGGAGGAGAGAGGGCUCAAGGUUAAUGAUACAUCGAUCGAGUUGCCUGCUGACUAUGCUGAGCCAAUUCCAAAAGCCCCUAAAGAGAGGACACCGAGGAAGAAGAAGAACGGGAAGAGUGAUGAAAAGAAGUCUGAGGAUGGGAAUGAAGAAGCUUUGGUUGUGGUAGAGCAUAGACCCAUGAGGAGCAUGAAAUUGGUGAUGAGAGAGGAUAUAAGAAUGGCUCAAGUUCCUGUGAACUGUAGUCUUCUGGAGCUGAAGGAAGUGGUGUGUGACCGGUUUCCUGGUUCUGGCCCAGUCCUCAUCAAAUACAAGGAUCAAGAAGGAGACUUGAUUACCAUAACUACUGAUGAAGAGCUCCGGUUAGCUGAAGCAUGUUCAUCACCACAAGGUGGCUCGUUCAGGCUGUAUCUGGUGGAGAUCAAUCCUCAACAAGACCCGAUUGUGGAAAGACUCAAGCAUGGUGGAAUGAAGAGAGUUGACACCAAGACAUGGAACAUGGAGAGAGAUAGAGAGGUCAAGAAGGGGAUGCGCUACAUCGAUGAAUGGAUUGUAGAGUUCGCUAAGCUGUUUAAAGACCAUGUGGCACUCGAUACAGACUCCUAUUUCGGGCUCAAUGACCUCGGUAUAAAGGUCUAUUCGGAGGCUAUUGAGGAGACUGUGACUAGUGAGGAAGCACAGGGGUUGUUCAACACAGCAGCUGAGAAUUUCCAGGAGAUGGCGGCUUUAGCGUUGUUCAACUGGGGGAAUGUUCACAUGUCGAGAGCUAGGAAGAAGAUAGAGUUCAAAGAUGAUGCCUCUCGAGAGGCAAUGCUUGAGGGAAUCAUUGUGGCAUUCGAAUGGACAAAGAAGGAGUACUUGGAGGCGGGGGAGAGGUAUGCUGAAGCACUGAGGAUCAAACCAGACUUUUACGAGGGUCUUCUGGCUUUAGGGCAGCAGCAGUUUGAGAGGGCAAGGCUCACUUGGUACUAUGCCCUCAGCUGCAAAGUUGACUUGUCAAAUUGGUCUUAUACCGAGGUCAUAGAACUGUAUAACAGUGCUGAGGGAAAUGUGGAUAAAGGGAUGGAUAUGUGGGAAGCUGCGCAAUCUCAACGGAUUACCCAUCUCACGGACAGAACCAAGAUUAAGCCUGUGCUACAAGGCACAAUUUUGGAUGAGCUGUUCAAAGACACAUCGCCAGAAGAUGCUGCUGUACGGAUUAAGGAUCUGAGGUCACAGAUGAAUCUCCUACGUGGCACCAUUCUCUACGAGAGGUCCAUGAUGGAGUACAGAUUGGGGAUCCCAGUUUGGCAAGAGUGCUUGGAAGUUGCACUCGAGAAGUUCCAGCUGGCUGGAGCUUCGGCUACUGAUAUUGGUGUGAUGAUGAAGAAUCACAUCUCGAAUGAUAGUUCAAUGGAUGGAUUGGGGUUCAAGAUUGAUGAGAUAAUACAGGCGUGGAAUGAUAUGAAUGAAGCCAAGAAGUGGCAGAGUCAUGUGUACUCGUUCCGUUUAGAGCCGUUGCUAAGACGUAGGGUUUCGAAGAUCUAUCAUGCCUUGGAGGUCUCGUGAUCAUGUUCUCAAAACUUCUGACAGGAUCCAUUAGUUACUUGUGUACUAAGGUAUCGGUUAUUAUCUCUCUCACCCGCUCUCUACAAUGCAAUCUCUAUGCAGUGUCUAAAAACCAUUUCCUCCUUGCAGGGUGUGUUUAAUUAGACCUUUGGACUUGGUUAGGGAAGAAGUGACAACAAUUAUAGGGGAUUUUGUUGUGUGCAGAUUUCAACUUUGUAGAAGAUAGGCUCUCAUUCUGAAUACAACCUCGCGGCACGAGGAAAAGAAGCUGGCAAGUUGUUUGCAGUUUUUAGCUCCCUCACUUUGCAUAGCCUCACAACUUGUUCAUUUAGUCUAACCAUCAGGAACAAUGGGUGUUCUAUUCGUUAUUCAUUCAAAGUUGUCAUCCAAAUAAGCGGUGUUUCGCUUACCUUUGCCCUUGUUGUUUCGUAAGGUGUCCUUAAUAGUCUGAAAGUCAUCUAUGUUUGUAGAAUACUAGGAUAUUUGUUCUGUAUGUAAUCUCCAUAGUUAUAUAGUCCCAAAUUUGCAAAUCUCUGUUUCCCAAUCUGGUUAAGAAGAAGCUGUAGUAGAACCUUGGUCAGUGUUAGAAGGAAUUUUGAGGGACAAACUUGGAAUUUUUGCUAUACUGGAAAUGUUAUAGGAAUGAUGGUUCUUGUUCUUGAGCUCUGUCCUAUCUAGGUUGAUGCUUGUUCCAUUCUGACGCGCCAAUAACCGCAGAAACUAGCA
Linum trigynum is the source of this 3756-nucleotide messenger RNA. NCBI's taxonomy places the organism in Eukaryota, Viridiplantae, Streptophyta, Magnoliopsida, Malpighiales, Linaceae. The record is from the annotation of a GenBank genome assembly.